This is a messenger RNA of Formica exsecta, 843 nucleotides long. RefSeq lists its product as uncharacterized. Lineage: Eukaryota; Metazoa; Arthropoda; Insecta; Hymenoptera; Formicidae. The coding region runs from base 38 to 589 and encodes 183 amino acids. The record is from RefSeq and is a predicted model, not a curated record. The transcript is spliced from 5 exons.
UCAUCGUCAAAUUUUCUCGGACAUUUUCUUGGACGUUAUGUUCUUCAUCGUUUCGUUAAUAUUGCUCUUGCUUCUUAUGGGUUUUCUGAAAUGGUUUAUGGGUCUGUACAUACCGGCGAUGAGCCGUUGGGGUUUAGACUCGUUGCUGGAAACCAGCAUAAUGUCGGAGUAUUUCGAACGAGAAUUAAAAUAUAAGCGCGUGGUGAGGGAUGAGCACGGUGCACCGGUGCAUCCGGAUACGCGCAAGAGAACCGUCAGGAUAUGCAGCAGGAAAGCGGAAUUCUUCCUAAACGCGAUGUUUUUCCUGAUUUUCCCGUUCGCGGUUUGCUGCCAUCGUCUCAAGAGAUUUUCUCGAUCCGACCGAAGACGUUGUUACUCGAAAGAAUCUAAAAUUAGUUUGACAACCAACGAAAGCGAACAUACGAGAACGAUUUGCGUGAACACUUAUGGCGAUAGUCGCGAUUCACAAAUGGAAGUCGAAGACAUCAAGUACAUGAUGGACGAAUUGAAGAAGUCUGAGGAAUCGUUACGUAAUCAUAGUAGAAGUAAGAGAAACUGCUGUAUAAAAGAAUACCGACCGUAUCAUUAACACUAUUUGGGAGACUGAAAUAAGUUUGACGUAAAUUGUCAUAGGAAUUUUAAGAAUCGCGUCUUGCAAGAUCCACAUUCAAGAUAUCUCUAUAAUUAUCGCUAAUAAUGUCGUUAUAAAAUAUAUGUAUGAAAUACUAUAGUUUAAUAAAGAUAUAACGAUUAUUUUAUAUAGUCCGUAAAAACGUGUUUAACCGGGAUUAAAUUUAUUUUUAAAAAAAUAUUUAAAGCUCAAUAUUAUUUUCCUCAAUUAUA